Molecule: messenger RNA, 798 nt
Organism: Fragaria vesca subsp. vesca
Lineage: Eukaryota; Viridiplantae; Streptophyta; Magnoliopsida; Rosales; Rosaceae
Product: proliferating cell nuclear antigen-like
Exons: 1
Coding region: 1-798 (265 amino acids)
Biological process (GO): translesion synthesis; leading strand elongation; regulation of DNA replication
Cellular component (GO): PCNA complex
Molecular function (GO): DNA polymerase processivity factor activity; DNA binding
Source: RefSeq, a predicted model, not a curated record
AUGUUGGAGCUCGGAUUGAUCCAGGGCUCACUCCUCAAGAAGGUUAUCGAGUCCAUCAAGGACCUCGUCACCAACGCCAACUUCGACUGCUCCGCCACCGGCUUCUCCCUCCAGGCCAUGGACUCCUGCCUGGUCGCCCUUGUCGCUUUUCUUCUCAGAGCUGAAGGCUUCGAGCACUUCCGCUGCGACCGGAGCAUCUCCAUGGGGAUGAACCUGAAUAACAUGUCCAACUUGCUCAAGUGCUCCGGCAACGAUGAUAUCAUCACCAUCAGGGCUGACGACGGGAGCGAUACUGUCACCUUCAUGUUUGAGAGCCCCACACAAGAUGAGUUUUCUAAUAUUGAGAUGAACCUGAUGGACAUCGACAGUGAGCACCUUGGAAUUCCAGACUCAGAAUACCAUGCUAUUAUUACUAUGCCUUCUGCUAGGUUUGCCAGGAUUUGCAAAGACCUCAGCCCCAUUGGUGACACUGUUGAAAUAUCUAUGACAAAGGAAGGUGUCAAGUUCUCUACAAAAGGGGAUAUCGGCGCUGUUGAUAAGCUCUGUAGGCAGAACACUAGUGUUGACAAGCCUGAAGAAGCUAUAAUCAUAGAGAUGACUGAGCCAGUAACAUUGAGAUUUGGUUUGAGGUACAUGAACUCCAUCACAAAAGCAUCCACCUUGUCAAACACAGUUACUAUCAGCCUCCAUUCGCAACUGCCUCUUGCGAUUGAGUACAAGAUUGCUGAGAUGGGCUACAUAAGGUUCUACAUGGCUCCAAGGGUAGAAGACGAUGAGGAGACAAUGCCUCGAGUUUGA